Hyla sarda is the source of this 4138-nucleotide messenger RNA. RefSeq names its product transmembrane protein 121B (gene TMEM121B). The transcript has a single exon. The record is from RefSeq and is a predicted model, not a curated record. Lineage: Eukaryota; Metazoa; Chordata; Amphibia; Anura; Hylidae. Bases 839 to 1837 code for a protein of 332 amino acids.
UCGUUAUCCCGGUGUUACCGGGGGCCCCCAGAACAGACCCCCGAAACCUGUGCAUCCUUCAGGGACUGCAUCUGCCGGACAUUAGGGACCAUCCCCGGGAUAUCACUUCUUCCAGGCUGCAGCCUCCUCCGGGUGUCACACCCUCCUCUGCACCCCCAGGUCAGUGCAUCCCCCUGCACCCCAAAAUCUGGACCUCUGCCGGGUGAAGCCUCUGCUGUCCACUACCUCCUAGUAGCUGUGCCUCCUCCUGUCUACUACCUCUGCCCAAAUAUCACCCUAUGAGCCACAAACCCCUGUGCCAGUUACUGUAUUACCCCUACCCCAAAAUAUUUGCUGCCCAUGGGUUCCCCCCCUUAUUCCAAGCUGCACCCCUAUAAUCUUCCUGUUCUGAUCAUUUACAGUCUCCCCAUGAUUCAUUCACUCCCCAGUCACCCCUGCUGUGAUGCACCCCAAUAUUUCCUCUAGACGUCCAUUGGAGUGUUGCCCAUGUCUCUGAUGUGAUCCCCUUGACUUUAGGGUCCUUACUGCCCCCCUAAGCUGUAGGGUCCUCACCGCCCCCGUUGUACGUUAGGGUCCUCACUCCACUCUUCCUUGACUUUAGGGCCCUCACCGCCCCACUUGGCUUUAGGGUUCUCCCUGCCCCCCUUGGCUUUAGGGUCCCCACCACCCCUCUAAGCUGUAGGGUCCUAACGCCCCCAUAAUCUGGUUUAUUUUGUCAUUUUUCUCCACUCUGUAGCCCCUAACCCUCGACAUCCUGCCCUCUCCACUCUCGCCACUACCCGUGGCCCCCUCGUGCCCCCCCUCCUUGGCCCCCUCUUCCACCUCCUCCACAUUGGGGAUGACGGCGGGGGAGUUCCCACAUGGGGGCCCUGGAAGGUUGCCACGAGGGGGCCCCGGCUGUGCUCUGCAGGGCUGCUAUAAGGUGCUGUCCAUUCUGCUGCUGCUGGCUCAGGGGGCUUUGCUUGACCUCUACUUGAUCGCUGGCACUGACCUGUACUGGUGCUCCUGGAUAGCCACUGACCUGGUUGUGGUUGCCGGAUGGGGGAUCUUCUACUCCAAGAACAGCAGGGGUCGGAGAGACUAUCAGGGGUCACUCAGUUCCUCCGGAUAUGGACAGGUUCAGCGGCCAAAAAAGGGCCACUUUGCAUAUAGUCAUCUGGCCUGGCUGAUAUAUGCUAUAGCCUUCACCCCAAAGGUGACUCUCAUACUCUGCACCCCAAUAGUGGAUCAGAUUGAAGCUGGAGUCCCACUGGGCAGCACAGGUUUCAGGCUCACUGUUGCUCUCUCUGUCCCUCUCCUGUGGUCUCUGGUGCGCUCGCUCAGUGUUGACCCACGAGGAUGGCCACACCAAAGAGCCAGCGGGUACUUCAUCGCCUCCUGCCUGGACCUGCUUGACAGCUAUGCCCUCCUGGAGCCCAUGCUAGAUGGAAAGUUACCGCUAACCCCUCUAAUCCGGUACCCCCUAUUGGUGGUCUACUUUGUGGCCUUGGCGUCCCCCGUCCUCUGGUUGUCAGAGUUGGACUCGGCGGCCCCUGCUGGUUGUUGUCGCCUCUUCCUUCGUCUCCUCUUCAGCACCUUGGUGGACGCCCCCCUUUUGGCGGUCCGUUGCUUCUUGCUGUUGGGUCCGGCCAACCAACCCAUGUCUGUGUUUAUGUUAAAGAACGUCUUCUUCUUGGCCUGUCGCUGGCUGGAGGUCCUGGAACUCUGCUGUCUCCUAAAAUCUCCCGGUCCUGACCACGCGGACCGCCCUCCGGGACAGUUCAGCCACUGCGUGUCGGAAAACGACAUGGGGCCCCACGCUUAUGUCAACACGCUGGCUGUGACCUCACAGAACUGAGCUUCCCCAUCGUGGGUGAUUGAUCGGAAUAUACCAACCCCUCCUCCAUCCUCGUUCUUCAGUGGACCUUUCUCUUCUACUCCUGCCAACACUGCCAAUGUCUCCAAGACGAUCUCACAACACCUCAAGGGUCUUCAUAUGGAAACAGAUAUAAUGUAUGGAAAUCUAGUGAAAUAUGGUGGGUCCUGGUAUCUAAAUGGGGGGGGGGGGCAGAAGGGUCAAACCAAUGUCUUCACAUUUGUGGGGGGGGGGGGGGGGACAUGUUGAUGCAUAUCAGUGGUGUCUAAAAGCUAAUUGGUUUGUAGAUGUUGUGAUUUCGCAAUGUAAGAUCCUGUUAUAGGUUAUAAUUGGUGGUUUAGAGGGAACCCAUCACCAGCACAAUGUAAGGCACCCGGUGAGUAGCCCCCAUAGUGCCAAGACAAUGAAAGCGACUCCCAGCCCCCCCCCCCCUUAAAGGACACAAGGUGUCAGCUAUGCCAAAUGACAGAAGGGUGUAAUGACCAUAAUCGGCGCCAUUGCUACCUCUAGUAUAAUGAAAGUAUUGGUUGGCCAUAGGAGACCCGUACAGAAAAUAUCAAAAACAUUUCUUGUAAAAAUAAAUAAAUGUAAUGGGUGGACUUAACCUUUUUUGACAAGUAAUGCAUGCGCCGAUGUGAUCCUUAGUACUAACUGUAUACAUGGUGCAUUCUCCUUUGUUGAGCAAAAAUAUGUAUUUAAAAGGUGAACUUCUAAUCUAAGAAAAAAAAUAAUCUUUAUUUAAAAAAAUUAUAUAUAUAUAAAUAAUAAUAAUAACAUUAUUAUUACUAAUAGUAAAUAUAUAUAUAUAUAUAUAUAUAUAUACUCAAGUACUCAAAUCGACCUGCAGGUGUCGUGUGAGCCUAGGCAUCUAAACAACAGCGCCCCUACAGGUUAUUAUAGAAAAUAUCAUUUUUUUGUAUAGAAUUUAUCUUAAAGAAAUAUAUUUAAUGUCAAAGUGAAAUGUGUUUAAAAUUUAUAUAUAUAUAUAUAUAUAUAUAUAUAUAUAUAUAGUACCAAAUGCAGGAAAAAAUGAAGUCUCUCUGCUUCCCUUCCUGCUCCGUCACCGCGUGCGCAGACCACAGGCCGCCAUUAUUACUGAGCCCUGAGACUAGCGCUGCCUUAUUCCGUAUCUCUCCUUGCCCUGGCCUCCGGAAAUAUUUUAGACUUAGGAGUCUUUGGUUUCCCCAGGAAAAAAAUUUUUUUUUGUUUUUUUAAACUGGAUAAAAUGUAUUUUUUACGUUUAUUUUUUAGUUUCGAUUUUUUGCAGAUUUUUAUCAUUUUUAUUUUCAUGUUUUUUUUUAUAAUGUCUGUAAUAUUACAUUUUCAUUGUAUAUUUGCAAAAUUCCUUUAACCUGGCAUAUGAUAACAGAGUCACAUAAUCCGGCGCGGGUUCUAGUAUUAGAUGAUAUUAUUUUCUAUCCAUUUCCGAUAAUCCAGAGGAUCAGAUAAUCCAUCAUCUAUCAGUGAGUUCCCUAACCUCAAUCUCUCCUACUGUUGCAAAACUACAACUCUCAGCAUGCCCUGACGGCCUAUGGUAGCCUUCGUCUGUCAGGAUAUGCUGGGAGUUGUAGUCAUGGAACAGGUUGGGGUGCGCUGAUCUGUCGGGUGCUGUUGAUGCCGGAUUAAAGGAAUUUGACUGCAUUUGUGGUAUUAUUACCAGAUGCUGGGAUCGCCAUGGCGGUAAUUGUCUAAAGUGAUCCGAAAAUUCUACUUACUUGUAGUAAUCUUUGUCACUUUUUUUGUAAUUUUUUUUAAAUCUGUAUAGCGAAAAAAGUUGUGCUACCUGGAAACCAUCAACAAGCAGGUUAGAGACAGGUGUUAUAUAUUAUUGUAAUACCGUUUUGCGUAAAUUCCCAAACAGUGUGCCUCCAGCUGUUGCAAAACUACAACACCCAGCAUGGUUGGUAAACACUGCUCUACGCCCAAGGGAAGGACAAUCCUCCAGCCAUGGUUUCCCUAAAGGUUUCCUCCAUUGGGGGUUUUCCCCUCUCCUAAUUGUUGGAGACUAUCCGGGGCAUUCUGGUUGAGUUGUAGUUUUGCAACAGCUGGAGGCGCCCUGGUUGGGAAACGCGGCCCCAAGAGAUUAAGUGACUUACAGGCCAUUUUUAACGUCAACAGGCCAAGAUAAGAAUAAUAGAUCUGCAAACAGCAGCUUGCUGAUGGUUUCCAUGUAAAACCUGUAUAACUACUGAUGGGUAAAUUAUAAAGAUGGCCGAAGGCCUACCAUUAAGAACACUACUGCACUACUUCGUUCAAUUGUCCCCAACCAGGGUGCCUCCAGCU